AUGGCACAGAGCACUGAGCUCAAGCCAAGCUUUGAGGAUGUUUUUAAUAUCCUAUCCCAGAUCCCACCAGAUAAACUCCUUAGCCUCAAAUACAAACUGAAGCACUUGAUACUUGGGCCCUGCAGCAAACUACUGCAAGCCAUGGUGCUGCUUACUCUGGGGCAAGAAGCAGAUGCAAGAAUUUGUUUGGAUGCCUUAGGAGACAACCAGGCAGCCCGGUAUGUCCACCAGAGCAAACUGGGAGCUGCAGGCGUGCAGGACAGGGAGGAUUUGCAGCCUCCCCAACUGGAUGCGGGUGCCAUGGCGCUUCUGGCACAGAUCUACUCAGUGCUGGCAGAGGAAAAGCUGUGCAGCCACGAAGCCAUGGACAGAGCCUGCCAGGCUGCCUCCAGAGCCCACACCACCAGCAAGGAAACUCGGGACACGCUCAGCAGCAUCCCAGCAGAGGUCCAGGACAAACAGGGCUCUGGUAUCAGCAUGGGCCCUGGUGACAAAUUUCAGACGCUGAAAUCUGAUGUGGAUGUAGCAUUUGUCCAGAAACCCAAACCAAACUAUGGGGUGAGAAGUUCCCCGGUGCAGAUUGGAGGCAACUCAGACCUUUCAGGCCCACGGACCUUGCACUCCGUGGGGAGCCCCUCUUUCCCCAGUCACUUUGAGAUCAGCGCAUCACCAACCGUUGUGUUUCACACCCAGCCCUCCCAAAAGCGUGUCCCCCAGCCCAGCCAGCUGUGCGAAGGGAGCACCGGUGGCGCUGGACAGCUGGACGUAGACAGACAGAGCCACGGCCUGCAGGAGACAAGCUGGGCCAGCAGAUCCAACCCUCAUCCUGAGCAGGACACAGGGGCCAAAUUUCCCCAACCAGAGGAGGUUCUCCAGGUCCGUCCAGAUCUCCCUGCUCCCGACAUGCAGCUGCCCACAGGUGCUGUGAACCACCCCGAGGAAAGCAGUGAUGUUUCCAGCACGGUGGCAGAAGAACCUCGUGUACUGAAAGCAAGCACAGACAAAAAGCAAGAUGAAAAGUCAUUAUCUACAGGUCUUCCAGAUUCAAGAGCUACAGUGGAUGCUCGUCGUGCCCAUACAUCCAAGGAGGAGGACUCUGUUCCAGCAGGCAUUUCUUCUAACUCUGCACCUGCUUCCAGUUUGGCCUCCUCCCUUCUUCCUCCUCCUCCUCCCUAUUCCUUCUCCUUAGCCCUUCCUCCUCUUCAGGGACCUCCUUCCAGCUUACCACAUCCCACUGCCCUCCACUCAUCCCCGUCUCCAGCCUGGCCGCCUCUCCACGCUGCAGCAGCAGUGCCCACAGCAGAGCCAGACAGUGGCAAGUUCUUCACUUUCGUUAUCCUGCACGCCAGCGAAGAUGAGUUUGUUGCUCAUCGGGUCAAGGACUUGCUGGAGAAGAUGGGGGUUCCCAACGGUGCCACGCUCUGCGAGGACUUCUUCAUCGCAGGACGCAGCCAUAUGACGUGCUUCCAGGACGCUAUGGAGAACUCUGCCUUCAUCAUCCUCCUCCUGACCAAGAACUUCUCCUGCAACCUCUGCCUGUUUCAGACAAACACAGUGCUGAUGGAGUCCAUCCUGAAGCCAGGCAAGCGCGACUCGGUCAUCCCUUUCAUACCCAAGGAGAACCCGCUGAAGCGCAGCGAGAUCCCCAGCACACUCGGUGGGCUCAUGCCCUUGGACGAGAACUCGCCCAUGUUCUCCAAGACGGUGCAGAACACCUUCACCAGCAGCAGGAUCAACGAGAGGAAGGCCACGUGGGACCUGGUGCAGGAAAGGAAGCUACAGCUGUACCAGGAGCGGUAUCAAACGCAGCAGAAUUUGGCUGCUCUGAGCCUUGGCUCCUCUCCCCAGGUGCCUCCACCACCAACGCAGCCGCAGCUGCCGGAGCCAUCGCCGCAGCAGUGGUGGCCGCCGCCGUCGGGUGUCCCCCCUGCCACGUACCCGCUUUCCCACACCGCUCACCCCAUGCCUGCUCAGAUGGGACCCCCUCCUUUCCAGCCGCUUCAUCUCCCCUCAGGCCACUACAGCGUGAUGCCAGGCGCAGGAGGCGUCCCACCCCUCAUCAUUCAGCACGCUCGGAUGGUUCAGAUCGGGAACCACAACGUGAUGCAGGUAGAGACGGUCACACCGGGUCCCCAGGACAGGGAGGAGGAAAGCAGGUAG
Messenger RNA from Mesitornis unicolor (brown roatelo), 2160 nucleotides. RefSeq names its product toll-like receptor adaptor molecule 1 (gene TICAM1). The coding region runs from base 1 to 2160 and encodes 719 amino acids. The record is from RefSeq and is a predicted model, not a curated record. The transcript has a single exon. Lineage: Eukaryota; Metazoa; Chordata; Aves; Mesitornithiformes; Mesitornithidae. Gene Ontology annotation, biological process: positive regulation of canonical NF-kappaB signal transduction; lipopolysaccharide-mediated signaling pathway; response to exogenous dsRNA. Gene Ontology annotation, molecular function: protein kinase binding.